AUGUCCCACUACGCCGAUAGAAAAGACCUCUUCCCCAUGCAAGGCGGCUGCCCCUGCGGCCACAUCCGCUACCAAAUCAACCUCCCGCCCCUCCUCGUCCAGACCUGCCACUGCACCCUCUGCCAGCGUCAAAUGGGCAGCGCCUUUGCCAUCAACGCCGUCAUCGAAUCCUCCGCCGUCUCUCUCCUGCCCUCUGCCCCGCUCACCACGCCGCUCAGCAAAGCCGAACAGUCUUCUUCAUCUCCAUCCUCCGGCUCUGUGUGCGGCGUCCUCCCCGCCUUUGCCGACCUCACAAACGCUGCUACCACCGCAAUUGUCACUCUUCCUACAGACAACAACAAUGCUGCCCACAAUGCUGCCAACAAUCACAAAAUAAACAAGCCCAUCCUCGUCGCCCUCCCUACCCAGUCCAAAGUCGGCCAAACCGUCGCCCAGUGCCCUCUCUGCCGCGGCAACCUCUGGAGCUACUACGCCGACGCCGGCACGCUGGUCACGUACCUCAUCGCCAGCACUCUCGACCGCCCAUGGGAGCUCGAGCCCGACGUGCACAUCUUCACCCGCAGCCGCAGGGAGUUUGUCUCGCUCAACGACGGGAAGCCCCAAUUUAAAGAAAAUUAUCCCGAUAGAGCAGUAUUUUAUAGGCCUGACACGAAGGAGAGGGUUGAUGCGUUGACGGAACUGCAGGGGGCGUGGAGGAAACAGAUUAGAGCUGCUUACAAGGCUCAAUUUGCCAAGAUUUAG
Messenger RNA from Trichoderma gamsii, 741 nucleotides. RefSeq lists its product as hypothetical. The record is from RefSeq and is a predicted model, not a curated record. The coding region runs from base 1 to 741 and encodes 246 amino acids. The transcript has a single exon. Gene Ontology annotation, molecular function: carbon-sulfur lyase activity. Lineage: Eukaryota; Fungi; Ascomycota; Sordariomycetes; Hypocreales; Hypocreaceae.